Molecule: messenger RNA, 1424 nt
Organism: Spinacia oleracea (spinach)
Lineage: Eukaryota; Viridiplantae; Streptophyta; Magnoliopsida; Caryophyllales; Amaranthaceae
Exons: 3
Coding region: 54-1424 (456 amino acids)
Molecular function (GO): protein dimerization activity
Source: RefSeq, a predicted model, not a curated record
CUCUAACUUGUAAAUGGUUAUAUUUGGUUUUGUAAUUUGUAGGUAAACUACUUAUGGCACAAAGACCUCAUCUUUAUUGGACUCCAUGUGCCGCACAUUGCGUUUAUUUAAUGUUGGAAGACAUUGGAAAACUUCCAAAGGUCAAGAAUGCACUCAAAAAGUGUAAGUUCAUGAAUGGUUAUAUUUAUAGCCAUAUCCCUCUUGUGAACAUGAUGAGGAAGUUCACACAUGAAAGAAAUUUGCAUAGGCCGGCGGUUACUAGAUUUGCAACAUCUUUCGUCACUCUUGCUCAAUUUCAUAAACAAAAGGCCAACUUGAGGAAGAUGGUUACUUCUCAUGAGUGGAGUGCUUCUAAGUGGUCAAAGGAAUCGGGUGGAAAGAAAAUAGCAUCCUUUCUCUUGCAAGAAAACUUUUGGAAGAAUGUUGUUCAUGCUCUUAAGUUGGCAAGUCCUCUUGUGAAGGUGCUUAGGAUGGUUGAUGGAGAGAAAAAACCUCCAAUGGGCUACAUUUAUGAAGCCAUGGAUAGGGCCAAGGAAGCUAUUUCUAAGGCUUUUUCAAUGAAGGUUGAACACUAUCAAAAGGAUUUUGAGUUCAUUGAUAAAAGGUGGGAUGUUCAACUUCAUCAACCUUUGAAUGCGGCUGAAUUUUAUUUGAAUCCGGAAAUCCAUUAUGAUAAACCCGAUCAAGUUGCUGAUGAGGAAGUUGUGAAGGGUUUGUAUGAUUGCAUUGCAAGGAUAGUUCCGGAUGUGGAAACUCAAGACAAGAUACUUAAUGAAUUGGAAUCAUUUAGGAAUGCCACCGGACUCUUUUCCCAUAACAUGGCAAUUAGGCAAAGGAAGACCAAAUCACCAGCGGAUUGGUGGUCUUCGUAUGAAAAUUCAACUCCCAAUCUCAUGCAUUUUGCCAUAAAGGUUCUUAGCCUCACUUGUAGUGCUACCGGUUGUGAGAGGAAUUGGGGUGUUUUUCAACUUCUCCAUACUAAGAAGAGGAACCGAUUGGCUCAAAGUCGAUUGAAUGACAUGGUAUAUGUGAAAUACAAUCGAACUUUGUUUCGCCGGUACACGAGGAAAGACACCAUUGAUCCCAUUCUCUUAACUGAGAUUGAUGAAAGUAAUGAGUGGCUACUUGGGAGGAUGGAUGAUAAUGAGGAGAAUGAGAAUGAUGAUGAUUUUGUAUUUGAUGGUGAGGAUUUGACAUGGGGUGCGGUUGAUAGAGCCUCCGGAGCUAAUGAUCCUAUCUAUGCCACUAGAGCAUCAUCAUCAAGAGUUGAUAAAGGUAAAGGGAUUGCUAGUAGCUCCACUCAUAGAGUUGUGUUGUUGGAUGAUGAUGAUGAUGAGAUGGAAGAGGACACAAGUGGAGACUCGGGAGAUGAGGAUUAUCAAGUAGAGGAUGAUGUGUACGACGAUGAUGACAUAGAGUACUAG